Molecule: messenger RNA, 816 nt
Organism: Urocitellus parryii (Arctic ground squirrel)
Lineage: Eukaryota; Metazoa; Chordata; Mammalia; Rodentia; Sciuridae
Gene: Tspyl6
Product: TSPY like 6
Biological process (GO): nucleosome assembly
Cellular component (GO): nucleus
Source: RefSeq, a predicted model, not a curated record
AUGGCCAGGUCCAAAGACGUGAAGACUAAAAAGUGUGCUCUCUUAGUAACAGGGUAUGAGAAGCAGAUUGAGAAAACUGCAAGUCAAGAAACGCAAAUGCAGGAGGAAAAUGGAGGAAUAAAAGAGGUGAAAGAGGAGGCAGGGUCCCGUCUCCUGAAUGUGGAGCCCAAUAUGAACCCUCUGGAGGCCAUCGGGCUGGAACUGGACACUGCCAAUGCUCAAGCUAACUAAGCCUUCCAACAGCUGGAGCUCAAGCUUGGGUGGAUGCGUCAAUAAGACCUGGAGCUGAGAAACUACAUCAUUCAGAACACCACUCUUCAGAACCCGCAGCUGUAUCCAGUGAUUAGGACCCAAGAUGAAGAGAUGUUAACCAAUAUGACCAAUCUGGAGGUGAAGGAGCUCACAYACCAUAGGACAAGUUGCAAGUUCAAGUUCUUUCAAAGAAAUCCCUUCUUCAGAAACAAACUGAUUAUCAAAGAGUAUGAGGUCGAAUCCUCUGGCCGUGUCUCUCAUUGUGCUCUGAUCAUAUGGCUCAAGGGCCAUGAACCAUAGGUUGGGAACCCAGAUGUCCUCAUCAACUUCUUCACCUGGUUUUCAGACCACAGUCAUCCAGAGUUCGACAGAACUUUUGAGAUGAUCAAAGAGAACUUCUGGCCAGAUUCCCUAGAAUACUACCUGUUGCAGAGAAUCAGAAGUCACCAGACAAGGAAGCCAGUAGAGAUACCCAGGUCCUUUGGGUUCUAAUCUGGAAUCUUUGCACUUGGGAUUACUCCCCACAAGAUCCUGUACCACCACCUCCUCCUGCUGGACCUAUGA